GGAAAUUAUUUUCAAUUCAAUGCGAUCCAGAGUUUCAGAUCCUUCAAUCUUUUGUUGAAGUUAGUCCAAACCCAUCAACCAAAUCAAACUGAGGCAAAAAUGGCAAAAUCACCAAUUCAAUCUCCUGCUCCAAACCCACUAAGAAGAACCCUAGUUAGGGUCUUAUUGAUGACACUACUCUGCUCUCUCUCCUACAUUCUGGGUUCCUAUAAAAACUCAAAUUCAAUCUCUCGCACCCAUUUCCAAGUACCUUACUGCCUGCAACUCAACCUCACAGUCCAUAAAAGCCCCUCACCAAACUUAGUUUUCGAACCCCACCAUAAAAUUUCUCUCCCUUCAGAUUCAGAAAACUCAGUUGAACACCAUUUUUUCGAGUUUUGUUCUGAGAACUUCACUAAUUACUGCCCAUGUCAGGAUACUGUGAGAGAGAGGCAAUUCAAUAUGGAGAAGAUGCUUCACAGAGAGAGGCACUGCCCGGGGAAGGAUGAGAUGAUCCGGUGCUUAAUUCCGAGACCGGUUGGUUACAGGACGCCGUUCCCGUGGCCAAAGAGCAGAGACUUUGCUUGGUUUAAGAAUGUGCCAUUCAAGAGACUGACUGUUGAUAAGAAAAAGCAGAAUUGGGUUCGCUUGGAAGGGGAUCGGCUGGUAUUUCCUGGAGGUGGAACUUCUUUUCCAAUGGGAGUGAAGGGUUAUGUGAAGGAGCUCGUGAAGGUUGUGCCAUUGAAGUUGGGUACUGUGAGAACAGCUCUUGAUGUUGGGUGUGGGGUUGCAAGCUUUGGCGCAUCUCUAGUAGACUUCAAUAUCUUGACAAUGUCUAUGGCACCAAAAGAUAUACAUGAAGGGCAAGUACAGUUUGCACUGGAUAGGGGACUACCAGCAAUGCUGGGAGUACUAAGUACCUACAGGCUACCAUAUCCAUCAAGGUCCUUUGAUAUGGCUCACUGUUCAAGAUGCCUAGUACCAUGGACUGGUGAUGAGGGACUGUGUUUGACGGAAAUUGAUCGUGUUUUACGUCCUGGUGGGUAUUGGGUUUUGUCUGGACCACCCAUCAAUUGGAAAGUAAACUACAAGGGUUGGCAGAGACGACCUCAGGACCUAGAACAAGAGCAGGCUAAUUUGGAGGAUCUUGCAAGGAGACUGUGCUGGAGGAAGGUUGCAGAACGGGGCCCUAUUGCUGUAUGGAGAAAGCCCACUAAUCAUGUUCAUUGUGUUAAGAAGUCAAAGACCUGGAAAUCUCCACGCUUUUGUGAUGACACCGGUGCUGAUGCUGGUUGGUACAAGAAGAUGGAGGCAUGCAUCACCCCUCUUCCAAAGGUUAAAGAUAUCACAGAUAUAUCAGGAGGAGACCUAGAGAAAUGGCCCAAAAGGUUGAAUGCUGUUCCACCUAGGAUCAGAAGUGGGGAAAUUGAGGGAAUUACCAUUCAGGACUUUCAUCAAGAUAAUCAUUUAUGGAAUCACAGAGUUUCUUACUAUGAGAGUCUUCUCAAAUUUCUCUCUGCGGGUAAAUACAGAAAUGUUAUGGACAUGAAAGCUGGCAUAGGAGGUUUUGCCGCUGCAAUGUCCAAAUAUCCUGUCUGGAUUAUGAAUGUUGUUCCUUUUGAUGCAAAAAACAGCAGUCUUGGUGUCAUCUAUGAAAGAGGCCUCAUUGGAACAUACAUGAACUGGUGCGAGGCUUUCUCAACGUAUCCGCGCACCUAUGAUCUGAUACAUGCCAAUGGGGUAUUCAGCAUGUACCUGGACAAGUGUGACAUUGUUGACAUUCUCUUUGAAAUGCAUCGUAUUCUUCGCCCUGAAGGAACCCUUAUAAUAAGAGAUCACAUAGAUAUCAUUGUGAAAGCAAAAGACAUCACUGAUAGAAUGAGAUGGGCUAGUAGGAUCAUACACAGUGAACAAGGGCCUUUCCAUCCGGAAAAGAUCCUCCUUGUGGACAACUCAGAACAGGUUGAUUAUUCAAAUGAUGUUGCGAGCAAACAAUAACUUUGAUAAACUUUUUUACAUCAUUAUAUUUAAUACACGCAAACAUAAUAUAGUUUGUCAUGCUUAUUUUUUCUCCUUUCUAUUUUCCUUUGCCUUUUUAUUUAGGGAAGUAGAACAAUUGACAUUGACGAAGAUAAGUGUUGUACAAUGUAUAAUUAGAAUGCAUAAGCCAUUUUAAAGCUAUCCA
Telopea speciosissima is the source of this 2164-nucleotide messenger RNA. RefSeq names its product probable methyltransferase PMT19. NCBI's taxonomy places the organism in Eukaryota, Viridiplantae, Streptophyta, Magnoliopsida, Proteales, Proteaceae. Gene Ontology annotation, cellular component: endosome; trans-Golgi network; cytoplasm. The transcript is spliced from 6 exons. Gene Ontology annotation, molecular function: methyltransferase activity. Bases 100 to 1977 code for a protein of 625 amino acids. The record is from RefSeq and is a predicted model, not a curated record.